Acytostelium subglobosum LB1 is the source of this 1152-nucleotide messenger RNA. RefSeq lists its product as hypothetical. NCBI's taxonomy places the organism in Eukaryota, Evosea, Eumycetozoa, Acytosteliales, Acytosteliaceae. The record is from RefSeq and is a predicted model, not a curated record. The annotation marks the transcript as partial. The transcript has a single exon. Gene Ontology annotation, molecular function: hydrolase activity, acting on ester bonds.
AUGCUGUCGCGUCUAGCAAGUAGGAUAACACUAAUACAAAACAAUAGAGUUGCAACAAGGUCAUUAUCUACACAUACAUACUUCAACAAUAACAACAACAUAUAUUACAAUCGACGAACAAUGAGUACUUCAUCAACAACUUCAACAUCUUCAACAUCUUCAACAUCUUCAUCAACAGCACCUCAACAACCACCAAAGGGUGGCGCACCUCCAGGUAAAGGAGGUGGAGGAGGAGGUGGAGGCAAGAAGGGAAACAACAAGAAGGCGGAUGAUGGAUGUUGUACACCAAAGCCAAAGUCAAAGCAACAGACUGUUGAACCUUCAAAGUACAAGUACUCGACACCUGCUGUAGUGGACAUGCCCGACGAUGCAAAGUACGUCGACUCUCACGUCCACGUCGACCAGAUUCUGAUACGUAUGAACAUGACACUGGACCAAUUCCCGCAGUUUGCCGCGGCCAACUUCCCGCCACAGUUUGAAGCCUGUGUGCAGGUGUGCUGCGACCCGAUCGCCCUCGACUACACCGACAUGCUAGUGGGAUUCGCGCCAAUCUACGCAGCGUACGGCGUGCAUCCACACAAUGCCAAAGACUACACCGACGACAUUGAGCAGAAGCUGAUCGAGCGCAUGAAGCAUCCAAAGACAGUGGCCUGGGGAGAAAUGGGCCUGGACUACUUCUACAACAAGUCGGUGCGUGACGUGCAGCUGGAAGCCUUCCGUCGCCAGCUGAUCGCCGCCGUCAAGUGCAACAAGCCACUGGUCAUCCACAGUCGCGAGGCAGAGGCCGACACGCUACAGCUGCUCAAGGAGAACGUGCCCAAGGACUGGAAGAUCCACAUCCACUGCUUCACAUCCGACGCCAACUUUGCCAUCCAGCUGCUGGAGCACUUCCCCAACCUGUACAUUGGCUUCACCGGCUGCAUCACAUUCAAGAACAGUGAGUCCAUCCGCGACUCGCUGUCUAUCGUCCCCAUCGACCGACUGCUGCUCGAGACUGACGGCCCCUACAUGACACCUGAGCCCUUCCGUGGCAAGAUCGCACACUCUGGACACAUACCAAUGGUUGCCAACAUUGUUGCCGCUGUCAAAGAAAUGCCUUUAGAUGAAGUAUUGACUCAAUGUCGUAUCAACACAACGAUGGUAUAUGGUAUU